AUAUAAUUUUAAUUGAAAUGAAUACCACCAUUAUUAUUUGACAAAAAAAACUAUUGUGAAUGGUUUUUUUGCACGAAGAACUAACAUAUGAAAAAGCAAAUUGACAGCUGACAUUUGCCGACACAAACUCGUCAUUCUGGCGAAUUUUAUUUAAAGUCGACAUUAGAAAUUAUUUAUUUGCAUCGUGUAAUUUAGCUAAGAAAUUUGUAUAAUUAAAAUGGGUGAUGACUUUGAACCAAUGGAUCCAAGCUUGCGCAAUAUUGUCGAACAAUCAUCGUUGAAGUGGAUAUUUGUAGGCGGCAAAGGAGGUGUUGGCAAAACAACAUGCAGUUGCAGUUUAGCAGUACAAAUGGCCAAAGUGCGUGAGUCAGUCUUGAUCAUUUCGACAGAUCCAGCUCAUAAUAUUUCAGACGCUUUCGAUCAGAAAUUUACAAAAGUUCCAACAAAGGUGAAUGGCUUCACAAAUUUAUAUGCAAUGGAAAUUGAUCCAAAUGCGGGUCUUAACGAAUUACCGGAUGAAUAUUUCGAGGGCGAAAAUGAAGGUCUGCAUUUGAGCAAAGGUGUGCUGCAUGAAGUAAUUAACGCUCUGCCUGGUAUAGAUGAAGCUAUGAGCUAUGCAGAAGUAAUGAAACUUGUCAAAGCAAUGAACUUUUCAGUGGUCAUCUUUGAUACAGCGCCAACAGGGCACACAUUACGUCUGCUUUCGUUCCCACAAGUCGUUGAGAAGGGAUUAGGCAAACUGCUGCGUUUGAAAAUGAAAAUUGCCCCCUUUAUCUCACAAUUUGGUAGCAUACUAGGUAUGGCAGAUUUUAAUGCUGACUCGCUCACACAAAAGCUUGAUGAAAUGCUGAAAAUCAUAAGACAAGUAAAUGAGCAGUUUAGAAACCCAGAUCAAGCUACGUUUGUUUGUGUCUGCAUCGCUGAAUUCCUUUCAUUGUAUGAAACCGAACGCCUUGUGCAAGAGCUGACUAAAUGUGGCAUAGAUACACACAAUAUCAUAGUCAAUCAACUCUUAUUCAAGAAACAAAACCAGGAGCCAUGUGGAAUGUGUGCCGCGAGAUAUAAAAUACAAGAAAAAUAUCUGGAUCAAAUUGCUGAUCUGUAUGAAGAUUUCCAUGUGACAAAAUUGCCUCUACUCGAAAAGGAAGUUCGAGGGGUGGAGAAUAUUAAGAAUUUCUCAGAAAAUCUGGUUAAACCUUAUAGUCCUAAUUAAUUUCUAAAUAUACAAAUAUGUAUAUACUGGUAUGGAAACAAUGGUGUUAUAAUUUCAAACAAAAUAUAAUAAUAGCGUCUUUAUUUCAUAUAAAUGAAAAAAAAAACGUUUCUCAAUCACAGCUGUAUUCCAAUUAAUAUACUUUAAUAAUAAACGAUAAAAAUUAACAAUAAAAUUAAA
This is a messenger RNA of Bactrocera oleae (olive fruit fly), 1393 nucleotides long. RefSeq names its product ATPase ASNA1 homolog. Gene Ontology annotation, biological process: post-translational protein targeting to endoplasmic reticulum membrane. Gene Ontology annotation, cellular component: GET complex. Gene Ontology annotation, molecular function: ATP hydrolysis activity; ATP binding. The record is from RefSeq and is a predicted model, not a curated record. Lineage: Eukaryota; Metazoa; Arthropoda; Insecta; Diptera; Tephritidae.